AUGAAGUUUGCAACAACCCACAAUAUUCGCUUCAUCGUCCGUAAUACCGGCCAUGACUACAUCGGGAAGUCGACUGGAGCUGGCGCUCUCUCCGUUUGGAUGCACAAUCUCAAUAAUAUCGAAGUCAAAGAUUAUAAGGACAAGCACUACAAAGGAAAAGCCGCGAAGCUUGGCGCAGGUGUCCAGGGCAUCGAAGCCUAUCGUGCGGCAGAUGCUCACGGCCUGCGAAUUCUCAGUGGAGCGUGCCCAAGCGUCGGUGUCUCUGGUGGAUACAGCCAAGGUGGUGGACACUCGAUGCUUAGUUCACGAUACGGCCUUGGGGCAGAUCAAGUCCUCGAGUGGGAAGUGAUUGAUGGCACCGGCAGAUUUCUCGUGGCUACCCGUGAACAGAACAGUGAUCUCUACUGGGCUUUGAGCGGUGGCGGUGGUGGGACCUACGGCGUUGUCUGGUCAAUGACAUCUAAAGCACAUCGUGGUGGACCAGUUUCGGGAUUGAACUUGACCAUUCUGGCCAAGGAUAAUUCCGAAGAUCUCUUCUACAAAGCCUUAGAGCUCUAUAACUCUCACCUGCCCACCAUUGUGGACCAAGGUAUUAUGAGCAUGGCCUCCAUUUCGAACACCUCGUUCAAAAUUUCCCCCAUGACCGCUCCGGAUAUUCCGGUCCAGAAAUUGGAAAGCAUCACGCAGCCAUUACGCGAUGGGUUGGAUAGACUGAGAGUCAAAUACAGCUUUCACAUGGAGCAAUUUGAGUCAUACCUUGAUGAGUUCGAAGCGAUGAUGCGAUCUGUUUCAGUCGGCGUGGCUCAGUACGGAAGCUGGCUGAUCCCGCGAUCGGUCGUACAGGAGAAGAAUAACGAGCUCACCGAUGCAAUCAGGCAUAUUGUCAGCAACGGGGGUAACAUUAGCCUUAACGGUCUCACCGCCUCCAAGAAAGUCUCGGGUGAUGUCUAUAAUGCCGUGCUGCCUGCCUGGCGAAACACUUUAAUCCACGCAUACCUUAAGACACGGUGGGAAUUCAAUGAGCCCAAGAAGAUGCUUGCUAAUCAGAACAAAAUGACUCACGAUUUUGUGCCUCAAUUGCAACAAUUGGCCCCACAAUCAGGUGCCUAUUUGAAUGAGGCCGAUUUCCGCCAACCUGACUGGAAGACUGCAUUCUACGGAGAAAACUACGAAGCUUUGCGUCAAAUCAAAGCAAAGUACGAUCCCCACAGCAUAUUCUAUGGACUGACUGCCGUUGGCUCCGAUGAGUGGACAGUCUCUCCUGGCGGACGUAUGUGCCGGGCGUAG
Molecule: messenger RNA, 1287 nt
Organism: Penicillium cinerascens
Lineage: Eukaryota; Fungi; Ascomycota; Eurotiomycetes; Eurotiales; Aspergillaceae
Product: FAD-dependent oxidoreductase
Exons: 3
Coding region: 1-1287 (428 amino acids)
Molecular function (GO): FAD binding; oxidoreductase activity
Source: RefSeq, a predicted model, not a curated record